This is a messenger RNA of Thalassophryne amazonica, 3288 nucleotides long. RefSeq names its product 5'-nucleotidase, cytosolic IIIA (gene nt5c3a). Gene Ontology annotation, cellular component: cytoplasm. The coding region runs from base 54 to 1049 and encodes 331 amino acids. NCBI's taxonomy places the organism in Eukaryota, Metazoa, Chordata, Actinopteri, Batrachoidiformes, Batrachoididae. The transcript is spliced from 8 exons. Gene Ontology annotation, molecular function: magnesium ion binding; 5'-nucleotidase activity. The record is from RefSeq and is a predicted model, not a curated record.
CACUCGCGGGACUUUCUGAACGGCGUGGAGGUUUGGCGGUACAGCGGGUUAUCAUGGACGGCGUGUCCGUGAUGAAGGUCGGUGCUGCGGCCAGCGCCAGUGUCUGUGCGCUGUUCGGCGGCGUGGUUCUGGCACAGUACAUUGUUGCUAAGAAGAAAAGAGCAGGAAAGAAAACCAGAAUCAUAGAAAUGAUGCCUCAGUUUGAGAAGACAACAGUCCACAUGAGGGACCCUGAAAGGGUCGAACAGAUUAUCUGUGGUCUAAUUAAAGGAGGAGCUUCCAAAUUACAGCUCAUCACUGACUUUGAUAUGACCAUUAGCAAGUUUUCUGUCAACGGUAAACGUUGUCCAACAUGUCACAAUGUCAUCGAUAACUGCAAGCUCGUGACAGACGAAUGCCGACAGAAGCUGCUGCAGCUCAAGAAUAAAUAUUAUCCAAUUGAGAUCGACCCUCAACUGACUAUGGAGGAGAAAUACCCAUUCAUGGUGGAGUGGUAUUUUAAGUCUCACACACUACUCGUGGAACAGCGGCUACAGAGAGACAAACUAGCAGAGAUAGUGAGAGAGUCUGACGCUGUACUCAGGGAAGGCUGUGAACAGUUCUUUGACCGCUUACAUUAUCACAACGUGCCUGUGUUCAUCUUCUCUGCUGGUCUCGGCGACGUUUUGGAAGAACUCAUUCGUCAGGCAGGCGUCUACCACAACAAUAUCAAGGUCGUCGCUAACUUCAUGGACUUCGAUGAAAAUGGCAUCGUGAGGGGUUUCAAAGGGGAACUGAUUCAUGUGUACAACAAACACGAUGGUGCCUUGCGUAAUACAGAGUACUUCAAGCAACUGAAGAAUAACUGCAACAUCAUCCUGAUGGGCGACUCGCUGGGGGACCUCAGCAUGGCAGAUGGUGUGCCCAAUAUUGACAACAUUCUCAAGAUUGGCUUUCUCAAUGAUAAGGUGGAGGAGCAUCUGGAGAAAUAUCUGGACUGUUAUGAUAUUGUUCUGGUGAAGGAUGAAACUUUGGAAGUGCCCAAUGCCAUCCUCCAGAAGGUUCUAUAACUGUGCUUUUCCUCAUUCACAUUUAUUCAUCUCUUCCCAUCAGCCACUCCCCUCCACCCAGACUCAUUGGACUCUAUAUGCCAGCCGAAAAUCAUUGUCCGCCAUUGCAGCUCAUCCUCUAAAAGCCUCUUAAGGCUUUUUCAUCUCUCGGUUGAACUCUUUUUAACGUUAGUGCUGCAGUAUCACCCUGUUUUUACUGUUUUCUCUGUUGGUAUCAAUUUCUUUUUAUCAUUUUUACAUUCUUUCUGUCUUUUUAUUUUUAUUUUUUAAAUGGAAGAUGGUAAACAAAAUUGGUGAGGGACAAACUCCAUCUGUGUAAUUGUUACAGUUUUGUUACCAUUGUUAUUAAGAUUAUUUUUGAUAUGGUAUACAAAUUUACCAUAUCAAAAAUAAUCUUAAUAACAAUGGUAACAAAACUGUAACAAUUACACAGAUGGAGUUUGUCCCUCACCAAUUUAGUGUGACUGUGCAACUGGUCUCUUCCUAGGACAGUGUAAAACUGUGGCUUGUCAGCCAUGAAGCAUGCAUCUAAAAAGUUACCUUAGCUUUAUUUACAGAAGUCCCAGCACUGAUCUGAAAAGUGGUAUCACACCUGAUUUUAAAGUGAAUGAGUAUAAAUUUGUUAACCCCAACUAGUAUAUCUAAGUCCUUUUGUUUAAUCAGUCAGUGAUAAACUGCUUGUUUUGGUACACAGUAAAACUCGCAUAUUCAGGUUCAGGUGGACCAGCGAAUUUUGUCCCAUUAUAUGUAUGUAACGGAUUAGUUACAGUCAGCAGGCCAGAACUAUCUAUGAGGAAUCCCCAGCACCAAUUAGGCUUACGUAUUUCCUUGAUUAUCAGCCUGACCUUGAAUAGGGGCCCGUCUCAUUUAAUGACUGGGUCAAAACUUUGAGGAAAAAUAAAUGCCUGCCUUAAAUAAGUGCCAGGCAUUAUUUGCAUUAAAAAGAUAGCAUUUGGUCGAGCAACGUCCCCCCCACCAAAUCUGUUGUGGAGUGGUACCUUAAAAUGCUAAAGCCUGAUUUAUACUUGUGCAGCUCUGUAACUCUGUGGCCAUGGAAUGACAACGCGCGCGUGACCCUUUUUAAAGUUCUCUGUUGCAUCUUUAUUCGUUUUACAGCAGGAACAGGCGUUUUUCUGGAUUAAAUUGUCCCUCAAUGAGCUCCACUUCUUUAUGCAAUCAUCAACCUCCAAACCAAUGACAUGGUACAUACAAUUUCCCUCCAUGAAUUGCAGGUGAUUUGGGUGUCUUUUCUGACCCCUUGUUGUAAAGUUGGUCAUAUUUACAGACGUUUCUGCCAAACGUAUUUGAUCCAUGACCGAAAUGUAAUCAGCAUGCACACUGCAAAAACUAUUAAAAUAUGGUGGAGAGGAAGAAGUGGAAACAUAAAAGUAACAAAUCGCAUCCUUUUGGCAGUAUCCAUCAUUUAGCAGGUGUGCAUCGGACUCUGGAGAGCCAUGCAGAGGGCUCUGAUCUAAAGCAGUUUGGUUUGUCACACCCAGGGAUACUUAACACCAUAUUAUAAUGCAGGCAACAAGCAGCAUUUUGUUAAUAAUCGCUGGCCUUGAAUUACGCCCUGCCUCGUUUUGGACCCGGGUCUGAGCACAGUUUGAAAAAAUAAACAGCCAGGCUUUUAAUCAAGGAAACACGGUACCCACUUUCCUUGAAUCAGAGAGCGUCUGUGCUGAACCUCAUUUCGUAGCUCUGUUACUGGGCACAACCAGACUGCUCUGUCCGGUACACGUGAGUGGUUUUAAUGAAAAUGCAUUGCGAUCGGACAGGACGUUUUGUCCAAAGUUAGCGAAAAUCUGUUAUACAAAAUCCAUUAUAUGCGGUGUUUAUUAAAUGGAAAACCAUACAAAGGCAUUGGGACUUUUGUUUUUGUCCGUGAGUGUGAAUAUCCGGUUUACACGAUGACUGUUUAGGUGUGUUUUACUGUACAUCCAUGUAAGAUGCAGUGAGUAAACUGUGUUUCAGGCGGCUACAGAUCAGAAGCACACCGCUGGAAGAAAAAAGUACACCAUUAUUUGUUAAAGAGUGCACAUCAGUUAUAGUUCAAUUUAUAUAGUGAUGAUGAGUGAGACGCUGCUUAACACAAGUUGUUGAUAUCAGCAGUUUAAUUUUACUGUUCCAACAUUCUGUAUAACCAUUUUAUUAGUGUUCAAAGGUCUAUAUAAGGUUCAUUUUGUCACUAAAUACAGUCUGCACCUGUUCAGGAAACAGCAAAGUCCAGAUUUUUGUA